Molecule: messenger RNA, 847 nt
Organism: Hermetia illucens (black soldier fly)
Lineage: Eukaryota; Metazoa; Arthropoda; Insecta; Diptera; Stratiomyidae
Product: keratin-associated protein 6-2-like
Exons: 4
Coding region: 303-749 (148 amino acids)
Source: RefSeq, a predicted model, not a curated record
GGGCUUUUAUUCCAAAAACAACUGGUAGUACUUAUUUUAGGUUCAAAUAGAAAUUUAAGAAAAACAGUAUAAAGCUUUUUAACCUAAAUUAGGUUAACAAAAUCAGCAAAAAAAUCUAGUAGUAAUUUUACAGAGAAACACCUUUGUUUCCAAAGAUUUGGAUUUAAUCAACACACCACUGUCUACAUCUAUUUGUAACCGAAAGUGACUGUCAGGAGCAGGGAGUCUGAAACUUUUGCAUUUAAUUUGAGGGUGCAUUUUUGCUUGUAUCGUCGUAGUACUGCAGUUGCUUUAGUGAAAAAAUGGCCAGCGGUGGAGGAAACGGCAAGGAAGAGCUUAGCGAACUCUUGCCUGGAGAUGUUGUGACUCCUGCAGGCUAUUCGAGGGGAACUGACACUAAUAGAAAUCCUGGUUUUGGAGCUGGAAUGGGUUAUGGCACGGGAAGUGGAAUGGGAAGUGGAAUGGGCUGUGGGAUGGGACGGGGAUUUUCUAUGGGCAGAUUUCCCAUGUCGAGUUUCGGGCAAGAUUUCGGCGCAAAUAUGCUAGGCCACAGCUCGGGCAUGGGAAGUGGGUCCUUUGAAAAUGGAUUUGACGAUAACCCGUAUGAUGACAGAAACGCUUGUGUCGGCCGUGGGUGGUGUCCUGGCGCUGGCAUGGGACUGCCUGGUUGCUCAGUGAAAGAUGCAUACACUGGAGGUCAUUUCAAACUCAUCGACUGUCCUGGUGAUGAAUGCAAACAAAAUUAUUAGCAACACUGGAUAUUUGUAUAUACAACUAUAGCACCAAAUGAAAGGAAAAUCUAAACAUCAGUUAAUAUUUUAGAGAAAAUAAAUAUUUAGAAUUUUAA